Molecule: messenger RNA, 738 nt
Organism: Capsella rubella
Lineage: Eukaryota; Viridiplantae; Streptophyta; Magnoliopsida; Brassicales; Brassicaceae
Product: AP2/ERF and B3 domain-containing transcription repressor TEM1
Exons: 1
Coding region: 12-548 (178 amino acids)
Molecular function (GO): DNA-binding transcription factor activity; DNA binding
Source: RefSeq, a predicted model, not a curated record
CGGACGCGGCGAUGCUAAACGACGCUGUUUCGAAGGCUCGUGAGGUUUUGUUCGAGAAGGCUGUUACGCCGAGUGACGUCGGGAAACUGAACCGUUUAGUGAUCCCGAAACAACACGCGGAGAAGCAUUUUCCGUUACCGGCGAUGACGACUGCGACGGGGAUGAAUCCGUCUCCGACGAAAGGUUUGUUGAUCAACUUGGAAGACAGGACAGGGAAAGUGUGGCGGUUCCGUUACAGUUACUGGAACAGCAGUCAAAGCUACGUGUUGACCAAGGGGUGGAGCCGGUUCGUUAAAGAGAAGAAUCUGCGAGCCGGUGAUGUGGUUUGUUUCGAGAGAUCUACCGGACCAGACCGGCAAUUGUAUAUCGACUGGAAAGUCCGGUCUAGUCCGGUUCAGACUGUGGUUAGGCUUUUCGGAGUCAACAUUUUCAAUGAUAGACCAAACGGCGUCGCAGUGGACUGUACUGGUGGCAAGAAGAGAUCUCGGGAUGAUGAUUUGUUUUCGUUAGGGUGUUCCAAGAAGCAGACGAUCAUUAACAUCUUGUGACAAUUUCCAUUUUUUUUUUAAAAAUUGUUUUUCUUUUUUACUUUUCUUUUCUCUAUUAAAUUGGCAAGUUGUAAAUUAGGACAUGACAAGAAAAAAAUGACAACUAGAGAAAAUAGUUUUUGUUUACAUCUAAUUAGGGUUUGUUUUUCACCCUUUGCUGAAAUAUUAUGAAGUGUUUAGUUUCCACCUU